AUGAAUGUGACGCCGACAAAUUCCGCUAACGACAGCCAAAUUGAUCAAAGAACGUCAACUAUUUCAAAUACAAAUUCUUUACCUCCGAUCUUUUCUCAUAACCAACAAUCUCAUAUUGGUAGCAUAAGGAUGAAUCAGCGUAGGACAAGAGAUACACUAAGCGAGAAUAAGGAAAGCAAUGGCAUUCCGUCUUCAACAAACGAUAGUGGACUCAAUAGUAGCAAUAGCAGUUCUAACCCACAAUGUCCAAGUGAUCAUACAGCUAUAGCAAGUGCGUCACUACCACAAUCGUCAUUAGUUUCUCCUUCUUCAAUGCCACAAGAAAACAGAGAAACAGCACAUGAUAUGUCUAAGAAAAGGAGUCGAGGUCGCCAAAAGAUCCCUAUCUGUCUUAUCGAGCGAAAAGAUAAAAGAAAUACUACAUUUAGCAAAAGGAAGAAGGGGCUCUUGAAAAAGGUAGAUGAAAUUUGCACGCUAACGGACUGUCAAGCACUUGUGAUAUUAGUCCCAACCACAAGCAAUGUUUAUACCUAUAGUACCCGCAACUUUCAAUCCAUGCUGCGUAUGGAGGAGGGACGGAAUUUGAUUCUUCAAUGUAUGAUAUCCAAUUGUGGCGUUGUUUCUCCUGAACGAAUGAGACCUGAGGGAUACCAUGAAAAAGAUAUUGGGAUGGCUAUUGCAGAUUACAGGUUGAAAAAGAACAAUGGAAUAAUGGAUCAAACUAUAGGAAGGCUGCCCAGGAAAAGAUCUGCUAAAACUGCCAAAUUAGCAGUGCCUCAGUCUGUACAAUUUGAUCCAUCCCGUAAUUCAUCUCAGAUUAAGCGUCAAAUCCAUCCAUCUGCAGUACAACAUGUAAUUCCACAUACAAUUAAAACUGAAACAUCGCCUAUUAACAACGAGAGCUUCAAUAUUCGUGGAAGUACAACAUCAGCUAAGAUGCGACAUCUUGGGAAUGUGUCAAAUGGUACUUUGAUCAAAGCGCAUAAUCCAGGUAUCGUUUAUAGAGGUAAUAACCCAUCCAAUCCAGUAAAUAUUCAUUCAUCAGGCAUUAUUGGUAAUAAUAUGAGCAGUCAAGGUAGUAAUUUACAACCGCAUAUGCGCUAUAUAGCAGAAAACGCAACAAUGAGGCGUGAUAGUGGUGCUCUUAGGCAUCCUUAUCAUUAUGGACCUAAUGAUCCGUUACUGAAGCCAAAUUAUCCUGUCUUGCAGCGAGGUUAUCCGGGUGAUCCACAAAGUGAAUAUCAUUAUCAAUCAGAUUCGCAAAGCGAUCGCCAAAGGAUGGCAUUUAAAUGCGAUGACAAUAGUAACACUACGGAUGAUAGUGACGACUAUAGUGAUAGCAGCGAUCGUAAAUGCUGA
Messenger RNA from Trichoplax adhaerens, 1359 nucleotides. RefSeq lists its product as uncharacterized. The record is from RefSeq and is a predicted model, not a curated record. Gene Ontology annotation, biological process: positive regulation of transcription by RNA polymerase II. The coding region runs from base 1 to 1359 and encodes 452 amino acids. The transcript is spliced from 4 exons. Lineage: Eukaryota; Metazoa; Placozoa; Uniplacotomia; Trichoplacea; Trichoplacidae. Gene Ontology annotation, molecular function: RNA polymerase II cis-regulatory region sequence-specific DNA binding; protein dimerization activity; DNA-binding transcription factor activity, RNA polymerase II-specific.